Messenger RNA from Phyllopteryx taeniolatus (common seadragon), 7365 nucleotides. RefSeq names its product kelch-like family member 21 (gene klhl21). The coding region runs from base 38 to 2032 and encodes 664 amino acids. Lineage: Eukaryota; Metazoa; Chordata; Actinopteri; Syngnathiformes; Syngnathidae. The transcript has 5 exons. Gene Ontology annotation, biological process: protein ubiquitination. The record is from RefSeq and is a predicted model, not a curated record. Gene Ontology annotation, molecular function: nucleic acid binding; protein binding.
UCUUUACAAUGUUACGCCUCCUCCCCUCACGCUGCAGAUGGACCCCUCUCCCGAAGGAGGCCGGACACAUCUGCGACAUCAAAGUUUCAUCACCAUUCCAUUUGUAAAGGCUUUUAUUCACAGCUAUCUGAAUAUUUAUGAGGCCAGGGCGAGGACAAACACUGAUGUUAACAUCUUCCUGAGCACAACCAUUAGAGACGAGAUGGAGAAUCCCGUCUUACAGACGCAACCGUCCACCCUGGCGUUUUUUGACACGGCCCACGCCUUCAACCUGCUGCGAGGAAUUCAUGAGCUCCGUGCAGAGCGAAAGUUUUUUGAUGUGACUUUGUGCGCAGAGGGCCGUGAGUUCCACUGCCACCGCACGGUCUUGGCUGCUGCCAGCACCUACUUCCGGGCCAUGUUCACCGGUACGCUACGGGAGAGCAUAAUGGACCGUGUGGUUCUACACGAGGUUUCGGCUGAGCUUUUAGGAUUGCUGGUGGACUUCUGCUACACAGGACGGGUCACUGUCACGCAGGACAACGUGGAUCUUCUGCUGAAAACGGCAGAUCUGUUUCAGUUCCCGUCGGUCAAAGAGGCCUGCUGUGCUUUUUUGGAACAGCGUCUGGAUGUUUCCAACUGCUUAGAAAUCCAGGACUUUGCAGAGGCCUACGCUUGCCGAGAGCUGGCGGCCAGUGCACGCCGCUUUGUCCUCAAAAACCUAAUGGAUCUUGCUAAAGGGACAGACUUUGAGCGGUUGCCUUGGAAGCGCCUCCUUGAGUUUGUGUCUGAUGAUGAGCUGUGUGUGGACAAAGAGGAGACUGUUUAUCAGAUCGCAGUGCGCUGGGUGAAGGCUGACCUCCAGCGGAGACUGCACUACUGGCCCGAGCUCCUCCAGCAGGUCCGACUCCCUUUCGUCAGGAGGUUCUUCCUUUUGGCCCAUGUUGAGAGCGACCCCCUUGUCUACCUUUCACCCACCUGUCUCCGCAUGGUAAACGAGGCCCGUAGCUUCCAGUCCUGCGAGUAUGACCGUCAUGACAGGCCUUGCCGCCGCAUGCGUCCACGGCCUUCCACUGGACUAGCCGAGAUCUUGGUUGUGGUGGGAGGUUGCGACCAGGACUGUGAUGAGUUGGUCACCGUCGACUGUUUCAACCCGCAGACGGGCCAGUGGCGCUACCUGGCAGAGUUCCCGGACCACCUCGGAGGGGGCUACAGCAUAGCUGCCCUCGGGAAUGAUAUGUAUGUCACUGGCGGCUCUGACGGCUCCCGCCUCUACGACGGCGUGUGGCGCUACAAGUCGAGCGUCAACGAAUGGACGGAGGUGUCGCCCAUGCUGAAAGCGCGCGAGUACCACAGCUCAUGCGUCCUGAAAGGUCAGCUGUACGUGGUGGCGUCGGACAGCACCGAGCGCUACGACCACACACUGGACUGCUGGGAGGCCUUACCGCCUAUGCUGCACGCCAUGGACAACUGCUCCACCACCACGUGCAACGGCCGCCUGUACGCCAUCGGUUGUCUAGCCGGGGAGGACACCAUGGCCGUCCAGAGUUACGACCCGGACAGCAAACAUUGGUCCGUGGUCAACUGCGGACAGCUGCCCCUGUGGUCCUUUACCCCUAAAACGGUGACCCUCAAUGGCCUCAUCUUCUUUGUGAGGGAUGACUCUGCAGAGGUUGAUGUUUACAACCCCCUGAAGAACGAGUGGGAUAAGAUUAGUCCUAUGAACCAGGUCCACGUCGGAGGCAGCGUGGCCGCGCUGGGCGGCAAACUGUUUGUAUCCGGGGGUUACGACAACACGUUUGAGCUGUCGGACGUAGUGGAAGCGUACGACCCGGCAACUCGCACCUGGAGCGUUGCGGGCCGGCUGCCUCAGCCCACCUUCUGGCACGGCAGCGUCAGCAUAUUCCGUCAGUUCAUGCCUCUAGUGUCUAACGCCUUUGAGCCCACCAGCGCCCCAGACGGCAAUGCCAUCCACCUGCACCGGCACCAGCGUCACCAGGCCCUAUACAACCUGAACAACAAUGUAAACCAGGACAUGAACGCAGCCCACUGAGUUUUGAUCCGCCCAUCCCAAUGCUGUCAGUUUACUUUGACUUUACCUCAUCACAAUGCUGAAACGUGAAGGCGUUACCUGACCUUCGCUAACUUAAGGAUUUGAAAGAGGAUCUGGGCCUCUCAGGCCUGAAAGUGUUGUCAUAUAUGUACAUGCAUGAGAAAAAAACCUAGGACUAAUUGCAUUUGUGAUUACAUUGUAAAACAAUUGGCAAUCGCAGCAUACACCGUUCCAAGAGUAGAGCAUUGGGCAGCAUCAACUUCCCAUGGAGCCUAUGAGCCUGAUUUAGUAAGAUCCCAAAUAGUGGGUGCUAAAUUGCAUGUUUGCACUUUAACAGAUUGCGCAGGCAUGAUCUAAGAUUACGGUGCAAUUGGCAAAUGUGUAAUUGUGGAGAUUGCCAUAUAAAUGAGGGUUUUGUUCUUUGGGUAGCUCUAAUGGUUUUAAUCAUGGACAAUUUGGGAUAGCACCGCAAGCACUCGAAGUUUGAAGUGAUUGAACUGGAAGUGUUAGUGGAAGUGUCAAGCUAACAUUAACAAGUUACAGAAAAGCUUAUGAGUCCUGUAAUUCUGGGGAAGCCAGUAAACUGCAUAAAAGUCAUGUUUUCUUUGAUUUAACUUGCCCUAGCAUUGUGGGAAUUUGUUCUGUCUGCCCAUCCUGUGUAACACUGUUUAAAACUUGAGACAACACACAUCAAAAACUGCUUUGGGAGAGGCCAGGACCAAUUGUCGUCGUGCGCUGAAAUGACCCAGACACAAGAAAAUUCAGACUUGAAAGUAGUUUUUGAUAGCACUGGGGAACACGAUUUUUGUUGUUAGGUCUGACAGCUGUUUUUAACUAAUUUUUGGGUGCGGAAUCCAAAACUGAUCUGUUUUUCUCUUAUCACGUCAAGUUUUUGAACUAUAGAUCCCCAUUUUCAUAAAAAAGUGUAAAAUACUGUACUUAACAUAUGUGCUUGUUUUAUAAAACUUUUCAAAUAUUGACAUACAAUGAAAUAUGAACGGAACAGGCAUGACUGCAAUAUUUAUUUAUAACACUAUUAUGGUUUACAAAUGGCGGCACGUGGACGACUGGUUAGCACAUCUGCCUCACAGUUCUGAGGAUCGGGUUCAAAUCCCAGCCGCGCCUGUGUGGAGUUUGCAUGUUGUCCCCCGUGCCUGCGUGGGUUUUCUCCGGGCAUUACGGUUUCCUCCCACAUCUCAUAAAACAUGCAUGGCAGGUUGAUUGAAGACUCUAAAUUGCCCUUAGGUGUGAAUGUGUGCGCAAAUGGUUGUUGGUUUAUAUGUGCCCUGCGAUUGGCUGCCGACCAAUUCACAGAGUAUAGCCCCCCUCUCGUCCGAAGAGCCGGGGUAGGGUCCAGCACGCCUGCGACGUUUGUGAGGAUAAAGGCCUCUUCAUACUCGCACGGCCGUCAACGCCCGCUUUGCAUCACGUGACCGAUGCAUUGGCCCGCGCGGCCCCUCUGCGUCACUUGAGUAUAAAGAAGCCUUAAAGCGGUACAGGAAAUGAAUGGAUGGAUUGAUAUUUUACAAAGGAUAUGGCACAAAUCCUCUUAAUUCCUACUAUGCUAGCUUUCUGUUUACAGAUAUUGAUAGUACUGACCUAUUGGAAGCUGCACACACCUCUCACCGCACUGUCUCAAUUGUGACUGCACAAACAAGUUGCCACGUAGCUGUAGAAGUGACCAAUCAUAAUCAGCUGGCAAGUGUUACUACAGCUAUUCAGUAGAAUUUUGCUUGUCUGGAGGGUAAGCUGUGGAGAAAAAAACUUGACUGCAAUUUUGGAAUCGGCAUGCCAAUUUUAGUUUUAAUAGCAUAAAAAUCUAACUCAACAGAAUCAUUUUUUCCUAAUUGUUCCCCAGUGUAAGUGAUAUGACAUGACUGCUCCUUGUGACUGGUUCCAAGUCAGCCCUUAGAUAUUCCAAAGCUCCAAAGUUGCAUUGCUCAAUAGAUGUCUCAAUUUGUGUUUCUGGCAUUUCAAAAAACAUACACGCAAUAGAUGUCUCAAUUUUUGUUUCUGGCAUUUCAAAAAACAUACACAUGAGCAGAAAAGAUCCGUUCCCUCCAUCACCUAAUUUUGCCUACGCCUCCUCACCACAGUAACCAGUCAGUGAGGUUAUGCACAGCAGACAUGGUACUUAAAGAUGCCAUCGGCUCAGCAUAAUAUAAAGGACAUUUUUUGUGUGUGUGUGUGUGUCAUAUUAAAAUCAUAUGUUGUGGGGGGAAAAAAAAAAAAAAACUGGAUAAACUAAAAAAAAAAACAUUGAAUUGUUGCAGUUUUGGAGGACAGUGGUGGCCAUGUUUGCCUCAUAAUUUGAGAUGUUCUGGAUUCAAAUCUCUCUGCUCACUGUGUCUUUCCUUUGUGUUAUGCUUUGGUCAUACAUUCCAAAAACAUGCAUGUUAUGUUAAUUCAAGACUAAAUAGCCCAUCGGUGUCCAAAAAUUAUAAUCUUUAUUGUCUUAAUUAAUUUUAAGUAUUUAACCCAUUGUCGGUGACAACAUGCCUAGUGAAUUUAUUACUUAUUUAACCACUUGGCUAGCAUGGUCAUACGACAAAUGUGAAUUGUUGUUUGUCUGUGAUUGGUUGGUGACCAGUCCAGGAUUAAUGCUGUAUGGAUAAUGAUAUCACAAUUUCAAAUUAAAUUGGAAUAUUUGUCAAAUUGUUCAAAUCUACCUGGGAGCAUGCAUCCGACCCAUUGAUUUCCUGCUGUCAACUGCUCAAUUAACCUUUCCAUCUCCCAGGAUUAAUUUGCUCGUUACCUGGGUUAAAAAUGAUGUAAACACACUUAUGAUGACACUAAUUGCAGUUGCGCACGUUCUCAGUUGUGCACGUUCAGUCCUCAAGUCGCAACAGCUUGCCUAAGAGCAAAACUCCCACUCACACUAAAACCACUUCAUAACACUCAGAUGUUUCUUUGUACUUUUAUUUGGUUGGUCCAAGGAUAAGGGACUGGGCCGUUAUGAAAAGUUAAAUUAAGGUGCACACCUGCUGUGCAGCAUUGAUGUGAUUGUUCCAAAGUAUGCAAGUUCAUCAUGAAUAUAGUUCUGACGAGGUGCAUACAGUAUGUGCUUCUGUCAGCUAUAUUUAGAAGGCAUGCUACGUUUACUAAAACUGACAAUGGGUUGAUACAGAGCAUACAUACAGUCCCCUCCAAAGGUAUUGGAACAGCAUGGUCAAUUCCUUUGUUUUUGCUGUAUACUGAAGACAUUUGGGUUUCAGAUCAAAAGAUGACUUGAGACAAAAGUUCAAUAUUCCGGCUUUUAUAUCAUGGUAUUUACAGCUAGAUGUGUUAAACAACUCAGGACAGAGCACCUUUUGUUUGAAGCCACCCACUUUUCAAGUGAGCAAAAGUAUUGGAACAGACAAAGUGAAUAACAUUUAAUAUUAGGUGGCAUUACCCUUACUUGCAAUAACUGCAUCAAGUCUGCGACCCAUUGACUAUUCCAGGCCUUUACUGCAGCCUCUUUCAGUUCUUGUUUGUUUCUGGGGGUUUCUCCCUUGAGUCUCUUCAGGGUGUAAACUUCAUGCUCUAUUGGGUUAAGGUCUUGACUAGACUUGGCCAGUCUAAGACCGUCACUUGUUCCCCCUGAUGAAGUCCUUUGUUGUGUUGGCAAUGUGUUUUGGGGCAUUGUCUUAUUGCAUGAUGAAACUUCUCCCGAUUAGUUUGGGUGCAUUUUUCUGUAAAUUGCCAGACAAAAUGGGUUUGUAGGCUUCAGAAUUCAUUCUGCUGCAAAGACUAGUGAGCCCGUUCCAAAGGCAGCCAUGCAAGCCCAAGCCAUGACAUUACCACCAACCACCAUGCUUCACUGGUAAGCUUGUGUGUUUUGGAUCAUAAGCAGAUACUUUCUCUCUCCAUAUUUUGGCCUUUCCAUCACUUUAGUAGAGGUUAAUCUUGGUCUCAUCAGUCCAUAAAACUUUGUUCCAAAACUUUUGUGGGUCAUCUCUGUAAUUCUUUGCAAAAUCCAAUCUGGCCUUCUGAUUCUUUUUGCUGAUGAGUGGUUUGCAUCUUGUGGUAUGGCCUGUAUAUUUCUUCUCGAAGUCUUCGAAUAAUGGAUUGGGAUACCUUCACCCCUACCUACCCUGUGGAGAUUGGCACUGAUUUCACUGACUGUUGUCUUUGGGUCACAAAUAUUUCCAUCAUCAACUGCUGUCGAUACCCUUGCCCAACCUGUUGGAUGUCUGUUGCUAAGUACACCAGUAGUUUCUUUAUUUUUCAGGACAUUCCAAAUUGUUGUAUUGGCGAUGCCCAAUGUUUGUACAGUAGCUCUGAUCGAUUUUCCCUCUUCUCUCAGCUUCAAAAUGGGUUGCUUUUCUCUCAUAGCUCUCAGUUCUUUGUGUUUGCUUAACAGCAACUGCAGUUUUCACAGGUGAAACCCAAAGCCAAAAACAAGCACUAUCUAAUGUUUAAGCAAUCAAUCUAAAAGGCAACACUUGAGCAACUAGAAACACCCAUCAGUCACAUUCCAAUACUUUUGCUCACUUGAAAAGUGGGUGGGUUCAAACAAAAAGUGCUCUCGCCUGAGUUGUUUAACACAGUUAGAUAUAAAUACCAUGAAAUAAAAGCUGGAAUAUUGAACUUUUGUCUCAUAUUCAUCUUUUCAUCUGAACCCCAAAUGUCUUCAGUAUUCAAGAAAAACAAAGGAAUUGACCUUGCCAUUCCAAUACUUUUGGAUGGGACUGUAUAAACUAGACAUACGUAGAGGCCAUUACAGUAGUUGAGUGACGCUAAUUUACACAAUUCAAGUGAUUCACUUCCUAUAAUGUGCAUGGAGCAGCCCCACCUUUAAAAUUGUAUUCAUGGGAAACUUAAUAUAUUGAUGUCUACAUUAGGGAUUGGCAUAAUAAUCAGAUUCCUACUGUGUGGUAUUGUUGCUUGAUGGCAUCUUGAAGCAAACGAGGCAAAAUGGAAUGCAGCACUUGAUCGCAACCGGCAAGGUUGCUGUUAAUUUUGCCUCAACUAGGUAAUAUAACGUCAGCAAUGGGAAAUGAAGCUUCCCUUAGCGAAUGGCGCCUUCGUUGGCCCCAACCGGAAGUGGAACUGGGUUUCGACUAACCUGGCACAGCUUUUCUUACAUUUCUGUCCCUUUGCCUUCAAUGUAAAUGUAUCACUCCAUUUAAUGUUUACAGUUUGCUUAGCUGGAAGUGAAAACAAGGUGAAAGUUUAAGCUCAUGUUGGUUAGCCUCUUGCUAAUCGUCAGUUUGUGGUAAUACUUUAUUUUAUUUUUUUACAAAAACAGAUGCAUGAGGUUUUAUAUUGAAAUAUAUUAUAGAAAGCGCAGUGUGAUGCAUUCACCUUGAGUGUAUAAAUGAAUCAUAAUGUUUAAAGUGGAAAAUCAA